UCAGCAUCGACUGAUAAGGAUUAUAAAGAAGUUUUUGGAAAAAAUUUUCUUGACCCUUUUCCGCUGAAAAUUUAAUUAAUAGAAUUGUUCCUGUUUCUUAAUUUCUAUUUGAAGUUUGACUGAAACAAUUGAACGCUAGUUAAUCGAAUUCAGCCUUCGUCAAAUCUCCAUUUUCUAUUGUUUAAUACAUAUUUUUUUCUCAUCAUUUUUUAUCAAAACAAAUAAAGUAACAACUCUACAAGUUCAAGUUCAAAGUUUAAUUUUUUGCCGAAUAAUUGCGAUAUCACCAUUUUUUUCUCAAGUUCGAUAGUAGUCCAACCGUCUUGAUUCAGAAGAUGAGACUGAACGAUUAUUGAAUUGUAAAAUGAAAUCGCAUCGCAAAUCUUGAUAAAGAUAUUCUGAAAUUUCCACCGGAUCUGUCGUAAAAGAGGUCAACUCCGCCAUGCUUCGUAAACUGCUGAUAUUCCACGCUGGCUUCCAAAGAUACGAAACCGGGCUGAAACUACAAUCUUACUUAGCCUCUUUGGUCAAAGAUCCCUCGGAAAACAUCGCCGGUUACUUAUUUCUCGUCGAACACCAUCCAGUUUACACGACCGGUAUGCGAAGUAAAGACUACGGUAGCGAAAUCGAGCAACGACUGACUGCAUUAGGAGCCGAUUUCCAUCGAGCCAAUCGUGGCGGUUUUAUAACGUUCCAUGGGCCGGGGCAACUAGUCGUUUAUCCCAUUUUGAACUUGAAUCAUUUCCAGCCGAAAGUCAAGUGGUACGUUCAAACGUUGGAGAAAACUAUUAUCGCCGUUUGCAAUCAUUUUAAUCUCACCGCGUACACGACGCCUGAUACAGGAGUUUGGGUAAAUGAGAAAAAAGUCUGCGCCAUGGGUAUUCGUGUCAGCCAAUAUAUAACCACUCACGGAUUAGCUUUGAAUUGCAAUACGAAUUUGUCGUGGUUUGAGGAAGUUACACCUUGCGAGUUGGUUGGUAAAAAAGCCACUUCGUUGAGCGCAGAAUGUGGCAGAAAUAUUAAUAUCGACGAAGUGUCGCCGUUUUUCUUACUCGAGUUUGGUAAGCAUUUUCAAUGCGAGUUGGAACCGUGUUCGAAGGCGUUUGUUGAAGAUGUUUUUGCUGAAAUACACGCAGAUAGCGAACAAAAAUGAAAUCUGUGUUCAAUAUUAAGUUAUAAUAUGAUGUAUUAUUGUUGUAAUUUUUUUUAUUUAUUUUGUUGAAUAUAUCGUUAUUCUGUU
Planococcus citri (citrus mealybug) is the source of this 1240-nucleotide messenger RNA. RefSeq names its product Lipoyl(octanoyl) transferase 2 (gene Lipt2). Gene Ontology annotation, cellular component: mitochondrion. Gene Ontology annotation, molecular function: lipoyl(octanoyl) transferase activity. Lineage: Eukaryota; Metazoa; Arthropoda; Insecta; Hemiptera; Pseudococcidae. Gene Ontology annotation, biological process: protein lipoylation. The record is from RefSeq and is a predicted model, not a curated record. The transcript has 3 exons. The coding region runs from base 443 to 1153 and encodes 236 amino acids.